GUGCCAGUGAAGAAGAUAAAAACUACAACCUGCCCCGACUCUGUAUUCGAAAGUUCUUCCCCAAGAAGAAAUGCUUUGUCUUCUAUCCACCCACUGAGUGGAGGAAGCUCUCUGAGUUGGAGAGCCUGCACGAUGAUGAGUUAGAUUCUGAAUUUUUACAACAGGCAACUGACUUCUGUUCCUUCAUCUUCAGCUCUUCUAAAGCUAAAACACUCCCAGGCGGCAUCAAGGUCAACGGAGCUCGACUAGAGAAACUGGUGAUCACAUACAUCACUGCCAUCAGAAGUGGGUGUCUGCCCUGCGUGGAGAACGCUGUCCUGACCUUGGCAAAGAUAGAGAACUCUGCAGCAGUGCAAAAGGCCAUCACCCAUUAUGACCAAGAGAUGAGCCAGAGGGUACAGCUGCCCACAGAGACCCUCCAGGAGCUGCUGAACCUGCACAGAACCUGUGAGAGAGAGGCCAUAGAAAUCUUCCUCAGGAAUUCCUUUAAAGAUGAAGACCAUUCAUUUAAAAAAGAUUUAUUGGCUCUGCUAGAAAAGAAGUGGACUGGCAUCUGUAAUGAGAACAUCAAAAUAUCAUCAAAUCAUUGUUCAAAGUUACUUCAGGACAUCUUCAGCCCACUAGAAGAGGCAGUGACAAAGGGCACUUACUCUCAUCCAGGAGGAUAUCUUCUCUUUGUUGAGAAGAGAGAGGAGCUGAAGAAAAAGUAUCUUCAGGAACCCAAGAAGGGGAUCCAGGCUGAAGAGAUUCUGCAGGCAUACUUGCAGUCCAAUGAGGCUGUUGCUGGGGCACUUCUACAAAGAGACAAGGCUCUCACAGUAAAGCAAAAGGAGAUUGAAGUGGAACGAGCAAAAGCUGACUCUGCACAGGAUACUGUGAAAAAGUUGGAAGAAAUUGCAAAGAAGCAUGCACAGUUGAUGAAGGAGAAAGAGAGGUGUCUCCAUGAGCAAGUGAGGCAGUUGACUGAGAAGAUGGAAAGUGAGAAAGCUCAGUUAUUGGAGGAGCAAGAGAGGAUUCUGACUUUUAAAUUGCAGGAACAGGAACGACUGCUCAAAGAGGGGUUGAAAGAAGAGAGUAUAAGGCUGCAGAAUGAGAUUCAGCUUAUGGAGAAAAGAAACAGUGAAAAAGAAACUGAAUUUGCCGAGGCUGUUUUGAAAAUUUUGGAGGAUAUGUACAAGAUGGACCAGAACAAAAUGGCACAAAAAGGAAAAGGUCAUCAGGAACAUGCAAAGCAAUUAACUGAGAAGACAGUGUCUUCUGAAUGCCAGGUUGCCAUGACACCAGGAAAUAUGAAGGCCCCCAUGUGUCUGGUAGAAAAUAAGAACAAGCACCUGUUGGUGAAUCCUAGAGCUAUCCAUAUUCUUAACAAUAUUUCUCAGCCUGUGGUCGUGGUAGCCAUUGUGGGGAUGUACCGCACAGGAAAAUCCUACCUGAUGAAUUGCCUGGCUGGUCAGAACCAUGGUUUUCCUCUUGGAUCUACAAUACAGUCUCAAACUAAGGGCAUCUGGAUGUGGUGUGUUCCUCACCCAACAAAGCCAAGUCAUACCCUGAUCCUCCUAGACACUGAGGGUCUUGGGGAUGUAGAAAAGGGUGACCCUAGGAAUGAUGCCUGGAUCUUCGCCCUGGCUGUGCUUCUGAGCAGCACUUUUGUUUACAACAGCAUGAGCACCAUCAACAAUGAUGCCCUGGAGAAGCUGCAUUAUGUGACAAAACUCACAGAGCUCAUCAGAUCAAAGUCCUCCCCAAGAUCUGAUGGGAUAGAGGAUAGUAGAGAAUUUGUGGGCUUCUUUCCAGACUUUAUCUGGAUUGUACGGGACUUCACUCUGGAGCUGAAGCUGGAUGGUCACUGCAUCACGGAAGAUCAGUACCUGGAGAAUGCCUUGAAGUUGGUUCCAGGGCAGGAUCCCCAAACCGGGACAUCCAACUGGCCCAGGCAGUGCAUCAGACAAUUUUUUCCCAGGAGGAAGUGUUUUGUCUUUGACUGGCCAGUAAGUGACCCACAACUCUUAGCCAAGAUUGAGAGUAUCCCAGAAAGUCAACUGAACCCUAAAUUUCGGGAUCAACUGAAGACUUUUAAUUCUCAUAUCUUCACCCAUGCAACUGUCAAGAGACUUGGAGAGGGGAUUCUGGUCACUGGAAAUCGACUGGGGAAUCUAGUGCAGACCUACGUGGAUGCCAUCAACACUGGGACAAUACCUUGCUUGGAGAAUGCAGUGACAACCCUGGCUCAGCGUGAGAACUCAGCAGCUGUGCAGAAGGCAGCUGACCACUACAGUGAGCAGAUGGCCCAGCGAAUGAGGCUCCCCACAGACACGCUCCAGGAGCUGCUGGAUGUGCAUGCAGCCUGUGAGAAGGAAGCCAUUGCUGUCUUCAUGGACCACUCCUUCAAGGAUGAGCAGUGGAAGUUCCAGAAGCAGCUUCUGGGCAUCAUACAGGAAGGGAAGGAAACUUUCAUGCGACAGAAUGAAGCAGCAUCUCUCAGUCACUGCCAGACUGAGCUGGACAAGCUCUCAGAGUCCUUGAGGGAGAACAUCUCAUGUGGAGCUUUCUGUGUUCCCGGGGGCCACAAUCUCUACUUAGAGGCCAGAAAGAAGGUUGAGCAGGACUAUGAGCAAGUGCCCAGGAAGGGAGUGAAGGCAAGUGAGGUCUUCCAGAACUUCCUGAAGUCUCACAUCACUGUGGAGGCAUCCAUCUUGCAGUCAGACAAAGCUCUUAGUGAUGGACAGAGAGCAAUGGCAGAUGAGAAAGCCAAGAAAGAGGCAGCUGAGAGGGAAGUGGAGCUAAUGAGGCAGCAACAGAAGAAGCAAGAGCUAGAAAUUGAGGCUCAAAUGAGAAGCUUUACAGAAAACAUGGCUCAGCUGAAGAAGAAGAUGGAGAUGGAAAAGGAGAAACUUCUGAGAGAUCAGAAGAGGGUUCUGGACCAGAAGAUGAAGGCCCUAAAAGAACUACUUCUUGAAGAAGUUGAAGAGAAAUGUGAUGGUUUAAGAAGAGAAAUAAAGCUAAGAGAAGAAGAGAUUGAAGCCCUGAAAUAUAGUCCAAUUCAGAAUAUCUUUGAGGCAGCUGCCAAUAUACUAACUGUAUUUCCUUUGGUAUAUAAAAUAGGGAUGGAGAUUCUUAGCACAUAUAUCGUAUGAUGAGUCAUCAAGUCAAGUACAAUAAGAAGCCUUCAUAUGUGAUAGCAAUAUUCGUUUUUUUUCCAAUUUUUAUUAGGUAUUUACUUCAUUUACAUUUUAAAUGCUAUCCCCAAAGUCCUCUAUA
Messenger RNA from Mus pahari (shrew mouse), 3258 nucleotides. RefSeq names its product guanylate-binding protein 4-like. Gene Ontology annotation, biological process: defense response to protozoan; defense response to Gram-positive bacterium. The annotation marks the transcript as partial. Gene Ontology annotation, molecular function: GTP binding; GTPase activity. The transcript has 17 exons. The record is from RefSeq and is a predicted model, not a curated record. NCBI's taxonomy places the organism in Eukaryota, Metazoa, Chordata, Mammalia, Rodentia, Muridae.